AUGGGUCCCGAACAACAGAAUUCCGGGCUCCCCAUGGAGCACUCGAGAAAAAACGCCUCGGUCAGCGGUGGCGACGCCGACGCCAGGCAAGAGGCCGAGUCGCAAAGACAACCGCAACAGAAUGAGGAUGACGAGAUGACAGCCUCGCAACUAUCGCCGCGACGAUGCGACGCUGCCCAACCGGCCCUCCAGUCCGUCUCUGGACCCUCCCCCACAUCCACACCGACACCGACCACCCCCGCCCCCAGCAAGAUGAUCAGUGGCGGCAACGGCAGCAGCAGCACACAUCACCACCACCACCACCACCACCACCACAGGACCAUGAGCAGCAGCGGUAGCGUACCUCAUUCUGCGCGCAUGUCCCUGGAUCCUCCCAUCACCAAGAGUACCUUGAGCGAGCUCGACCUCUCCAAGAUCAUCCACAACCACAAGCUGCGCCACGACAUCAACUUCAACCCUGAGCUCCAUUUCCGCCCUAAUGUUGAGGGCGGCAAGAACCGUCGCAAGCAGCAGCGGUCUGACUCGUUCUGGCGCACGCUGCGCAACCAGCUAGAGACCUUCAUCACGAAUCCCGAGGCCUUUUCCGCCCAGGUGGGUGACGCCGAGGGGUGGUGCCUACCGGUGCUGCUCAAGACGGCCAAGGAGAUUCUCGAGACGCUCGUGCCGCAGCGCGACCGCCAGUUUCUGGACGAUGGCCUCAACGUGCCCCUACUGAUGCAGCAGUUCUACAAGGGAGUGCUAGAUCUGGAGAAGCUGGCCGAGUGGCUAUCGGGGGUGCUCAAGUCGCACUGCGCGCCCAUGCGCGACGAGGAGGUCGAGAACAUGCUCAGCCUGAUCAAGACGGGUAAUCAGGAGAGCAACCUAGACAAGCUGGUCAUGGGCCUGCGCGAGCUGCUCAACGUGCUGGAACACAUGAAGCUCGACGUGGCCAACCACCAGAUCCGCUGCUGGCGACCGAUCCUGAUUCAGGACACGGUGCACUUUGAGCAGCGCUUCCUCAGCCGUAAGGUCGAGUCGGGCCGCAUGACGAUUGACGCGUCGAGACGGUGGUACGGCCGCGCCAAGAUUGAGUUCGGCCACCUCCCCCCGCGGGGCUUCGGCGACAUGUCGGUCCUGUUCGAGGCCCUCUCGCGCCUCAUCCAGCCGUCCUCGGCCGGCACCAUGCUGCCCGAGACGCUACAGAACGACCACGAGCGCCUGAUGAAGCUCCGUAUGGACAUGCUCGACACCGUCAAUCUGGACAUCUGCAUGCGCCUGUACCACGACCUCGAGAGCCUCUCCCGCUCCGUCAGCCCCUCGGCCGCCGCCGCCUCCUGGCUCAACAGCAACAGCAACGGCAGCGGCAGCGGCAGCGGCAGCAGCAGCGGCAGCGAUAUGGACGACGACGACAGCCAUUCGUCCCGGACGCUCAGCUUCAACAACGUGUCGUCUGCGCCCAACUCGCGCCCUUCGAGCCUGGUGCUGAGCUGCUGCUCCGGGUCCGACACGUCGCCGUCGCCGCGCACGUCGAUAGUGGUGGGGGCCACGCCGGCGGCGCCGACCUCGGUGCCGUCGUACCUCCUGGCGACGGAUCCGGCCGAGCGGACCAACAAGGCCAGCAGCCUGUACGCCUCGCUCGUCGACCUCCUGUACACCGCCGCCCCGGCGGCCGACCAGGCUGAGCGCUGGGCCGCCGUGGCGCCCGCCAUGGCCGUCCAGAUCUUCCGCUACACCGACGCACCGUCGGACAUGCUCCCGUUCCUGGAGGAGAAGUUGGCGGCCUCGCUGUGCCAGGUGCACUCGGAACCCUUCCUGCAGGCCCAGCAGACGCUGCAGGCCCGCCUGGUCGACCAGCUGAGCGCCCGCGUACGCGAGUUCAAGGGCCUGUCGGGACUGGGCCUCUUCACCGCCGUGUCGGAGCGCAGGCUUCGUCCCGGGUCCCAGAACCCGAGGGACUUUUACGAGUGUCUGCGCGAGGGCCACGACGAGGCCGCCGUCGACGACAUGGUCACCCGGUUGGCUCAUGUGGGCAUUCUGCACUGGAGGGUGUGGGCAGGUCUUGCGUAUGAGUGA
Molecule: messenger RNA, 2052 nt
Organism: Geosmithia morbida
Lineage: Eukaryota; Fungi; Ascomycota; Sordariomycetes; Hypocreales; Bionectriaceae
Product: T-complex protein 11
Exons: 1
Coding region: 1-2052 (683 amino acids)
Source: RefSeq, a predicted model, not a curated record